Lingula anatina is the source of this 696-nucleotide messenger RNA. RefSeq names its product gamma-secretase-activating protein. The record is from RefSeq and is a predicted model, not a curated record. Gene Ontology annotation, biological process: positive regulation of amyloid-beta formation. Gene Ontology annotation, cellular component: trans-Golgi network. Lineage: Eukaryota; Metazoa; Brachiopoda; Lingulata; Lingulida; Lingulidae.
ACCAUCCUGUUUAAAGGAUUAUGAACUGUUCCAAGCCAUGGAGAGAUACCUGAUGGUAACACAGGAUUUGGCUUUUCCACUGUGGAAAGGUUUCCAUACCUUUUUCACAGGACUGGCAUUUCGUUGCUUGGAUUUUAGCCUGUUUCUGCAGUAUGUUGAUUCGGGGAUUCUGACUCUUACUCCCACAUUUGUGGAACAAGUAUUAACAGAGUUGGAAGAUAACAGGGAAACUGAUAGAAUCAAGUUCCAGAUUCUCUCCAAGUUACCAAAGGAGGAAUCUGUCCAGUAUUUUAUCAAAUCUGGACAUCCAUGCAGUAAAACAUUCUUGGCAGAACAAUAUGUGCAGGCAACUCUACUGGAUGACCCCGUGCCAAGGAGCGCCAGAUCAAGUGCAUCAUCCUUUGAAGGUGAUGACCUCUCGAUGACGUCUUCAGGAGGUGCUGGGGGACUUAGUAUUGGGAGUGUUGACAGCAUGGAGGUUGGCACCUAUACUCAGCAAACUUUCCCACCCCUGUCUACUUUGCUCAAGUUACUGGAGACAAAAGAUCCAGAAUUUAAAAACAAGAUGCCAAGAAGAGAGAUGACUAGCAAUGUAAAUCAAGUAGAUAAGAUGUUCAUUGAAAGCACAGCCACCAUGUACAGAAGUAUGCAGCAGUGAUUCAGUGUGCUGUCGUCAUCACCAUGUAAUGUGGAGGA